Spodoptera litura is the source of this 5015-nucleotide messenger RNA. It is a transcript of the gene ex, whose product is annotated as FERM domain containing expanded. Gene Ontology annotation, biological process: positive regulation of hippo signaling. Gene Ontology annotation, cellular component: cytoskeleton; cytoplasmic side of apical plasma membrane. Lineage: Eukaryota; Metazoa; Arthropoda; Insecta; Lepidoptera; Noctuidae. The record is from RefSeq and is a predicted model, not a curated record.
UUUAUUUCUUGUUGUUUCAGCGCGAGUAACAGUGGUCUCGAGAUGCGACAUGCGUGCUCUGUGUUCGGUUCGCGGGCCGCUGGGCGGCGACACGCGCGCUCUCGGCGCGGGCGCGCGGUUCCUGUCCCUGCGCAUGCCCGGCCAGCCCCAACCACUCCACUUCGUCGUAGAAGCCAAAGCAAGGGUCAAAGAAUUGAAAUCUUUGGCCAAUGCUCACGCACAACUACAAGGCAUGACCGACACAGAACUCUUUGGAUUAGCAAUACUGCAAAAUGGAGAAUACUUAUUUGUUGACUUAGACAGUAAAUUAUCAAAAUAUGCGCCAAAAAGCUGGAGGUCAUCUCACACCCAUGGUUUGGACGCAAAUGGAAAGCCGCUCCUCGAAUUGCACCUUGUCGUGCAGUUCCACGUGGAGAGUCCCCUGCUCCUGCAUGAUGAAGUCGGUCGUCACUUGUACUUCCUCCAGCUGCGGCAAAAUGUGCGCACGCGAGACGCCUUGCCUGCUGAGGUGAUACUACUGCUUACUGGAUUAGCAUUGCAAGCUGAAUACGGCGAUGCGGACUCUUACGAGGACCGGGACUACUUCAAGGUGGAUGAAUAUGCACCUUCAUCUCUCACCGGUGACUGGGUGGCAGCAGCUAUGCGCGCUUGCCAUCGCGAGCAUCGCGGCCUUCCAAAAUCUGACGCAGAAUCCAGAUUUAUUAGAGAAGUUUGUCUUCUUCCAGACACAAUAAAUUCACAUAGAUACCGAUUAAAACAAUCUAAAUCAGAACCGGAACCUGGCACUGUGUGGUUGCUUGUAACAGCUAAAGGAAUAAAGAUCUUACCUGACAAUGGACCACUCUCAAAUUUCAUAUGGAGCGCCAUUGGCAAAUUAAGUUUUGAUAGAAAGAAAUUUGAAAUCAGGACUGAGGAAGGCAAAAUAACACUAUUUUCGACAAGUGAAGAGAAAUGUAAAUAUCUUUUCGCAUUGUGCAGAGAAACACAUCAGUUCUCAAUGAAAAUUGCACCGAAAUUCAAUGAAAUCUUGAGAAAAGAAGAAGAGGAACGGAAAAUUUGUUUUGGCUACUCGAAAUCACUAAAUAUACAAUACAAUCAAAAUAAAAGUGAACAAAGAAUAUCAGUAAUCUCUUCAACCAGUUCUAACACAACAUCUGGAAUAGUAAGCGACAGGGUUCAGUCCGAAGAUGAAUUAGAAAUCAUGAUAGAUUCUCCUCCAGCCCCAUCCACGGAAAGUUUGGCUUUUGCACACUUACUAGACAGUACGAAUUCUUAUUUUAUACGUCACAUGCCACAGGAUAAUCAGCCACUGACUAAAACCUCAUCAUUACAACUCCAAAAAUCAAAAGUCCGCGUAAAGAAGACCAAGGAAGACUGCGAGAAUGUGAAUAGGAGUGAAAUUGCAUUACCGGAACAACAUUCAAUGACUCAGUUAGAAGAUACGACAUCUUUGCCUGAUCAAAGUGUUAGUGAAACUUUGACAGACAGUCCAAGAUCUAACAAAUUAAAAUGUACGGGAUCACAAUGUUCCUCUUCUUGCAGUACCGUAAUAAUGGCACGCGCGGGCCUCAGUACCCUGAGUAGAGCAUCUAAUGCUAGUAGUCUAGAAUUAGGAUAUAGUCACACCGCUCAAAAUUCAAUGAUCAGUGACAAUAGUACAGUUGGCAUUGAUGUAGAAUAUUCCCAAGAUACAGCAUCUGCUUUGUAUGAUGGUUUGGGUCAACCAGUCACAGUAGCGGCGUCGAGUGAAACAAGUGGCGUCUACACUAUGAGCAGUUCAGAACUCACUGCUCGAUCAAAAAUGGAUACUUUAUCUGAAGCUAGCAGAACGGAUUACGAUGGUUCACACUACGAUAGCUAUAAGCCAGCGAAAGAAAAUGAUCUUGCGGACUUCGACAGCGUAUCAUCAAUACUGAAAAACAAGUCAGAAAGAACUAGUCAUGCCACAGGUACAUUAAGAUUACAAUCGUCCCAACCUAGCUCAGACUGUGUCGAUGGAGCUGCGAAGUUUCAGAAUCAAGAACAACAUAAUAAAGAAAAUUUAUUCAGAGAAAGAACAAAUUCCAACGUGAGUGCAAUCUCGUUCCAUGGCGACGGGAGUGAUCCGACAGACAAUAAACAUAACUUACUUACCGCAAGUGAAUUAAGCGACCUUAUUGUAGGAAGAGGCGUAUACCCUAAGAGCCAAUCUGUAAGUGAUACUCUGGAUUCAGUGUCGGACUACGUAAGGUUACCGAUUCCGUUUUCUGGAGACAGUUACAUUCAAGGUCACGAAGACACGGCACCUUCUGAUGACCACUAUCCAAAUAACUCUUUCUUUGACCGACCACCAACACCUCCAACUAGAAUUGAUAGCCGUAAACUGCUAAACUUGUCGCUACCAAAUAUAUUUGACAUAAAUGGCGACACACCAAUUAGACCUUCAUUUCCUGACAAGCCACCUCCGCCAUAUGAAUAUAAUCAUCAAACUGUCACCUCUUACGCUGCACCCCCUACCAGGGCACCUCCAGCAUAUCCUGGAACAACGGCGACAGCCAGAUCGUUAAAACAGUUGAACGAGAACAAGGAAGAAGUGGCUGCCAGAGUGGUAACAUCAAAACCAAUGAUAACAAUACUGAAAGCUGAAGCCGGAGAAGUGAAUGCGUCUAGUGAAAGAACGUUUGCUAGCCCCAUGGUCUUAGAGCAUAAAUUCCAGAAGUUUAAGCGACAACAAGCAUCGAGUCGCAGAGCUGAAAGAUCUAAGUUAGCUCAAGGGAUAAACAACAGCUUGUCACCAUCACGAGAGAUGCCGCACAGUGUGGACUCUAAUGUACUAGUGGCCAUGAUGAAACUGGCUCCGGGACCUCCUCCGGCUCCACCUGCGCCCCGUCGCCCUCGCCAGCCACCGCCACCACCUACCACACGGCUGCCACCACCUCCACCACCGCACAAUCCAAUGUUUCAUCAGCAGCUGUAUAGUGACGUUGACUAUGUCUACUAUCCUUUACAAGACCCGGCCUUAUCGCAGCAAAAUUAUCUCGACCAUAAACUGACUGAAUCUCGCGUGUCGAACAUGCACAAAAAUGGCUUGCAGUACAGAAGCACGCCAUACCUAUCCACUUCCAUGUCUGCGUCGUCCAUGUAUGGUUCGAUCCAAAAUCUGUCGGAUUCUUACGUGCAGUUACCCGGCACGCGGACGAGCUGGUACUCACUAACGAGCAGGACAUCGCUCAGCAACCAUUCCAUAAAUCUUGAGCGGCCGCAAGUGCCCGCCCGAGUGCCAGACGUUUCACAUUUUAUGCGGACGAAAUCGGAUGAGAAUGUGUUGAAUGCAAAAGAUCCACCGCCAGUGAAGAUGAGAAGAAUGCCUCCGCCGCCCCCGCCGCCAUACGAAUACAAAAAGAAAUUACUCAAUUACUCGCGAGACGUCAAAAUUCCUCAAACCUUAACAAAUGUGAAUAGUGAAACAAGUGCGAACAAAGUGAAAGACUCCAAUUGUGAUUUAGACAUAAAAACUCUUCGAGAGAAAAGUAAAAACCUUGAUUUGCCUCUUAUCGCGGCAUUAUGUAACGACCGUUCGUUAUUGAAACAAACUAAAGCUUUUGGUGCGCCAAAGUUAAAUAAACCAACAGGUAGUGACUGUGAAAGUGAACGGAAGAGCGUUAAAUCAGUUCCAAACACCACCGAUAACGUAGAUCUUAAGAGUAAACAAGAAUGUAAUGCUAAGAGGGUAAUGACAGGGUCUCAGAAAAAAAUAUUAUUACGAAAUCCUACAGAUAAACUUCCAGCAUUGCCAGUUACUCAGAAUCAUCCAAGAGCAAUGUCCAAUACUUAUGUAAUGCAUCCAACAGUAGCUAAAACAAAGAAGUCUCAACCCAGCUCAUGACAUUGCGAUACACUCCUACCUACUGCUUGUGAAUCCUUCCAGUGCUAUGAUCCUUCAUCCACCGAAACAAAGACUGAGCUUAUUGUCACCACAAUUUAAGAUAAGAAUCACACUUGUACAGUCAACUAUAGAGAUUAUAUUGUGUAUCUUCAGGCGUUUAUUUGGAUAUUUAAAUUAUUUUGAGAAACCCAGUUCAGCCUUACAUACAAAUGUGAUUCUGAAUUUAGAUUAUAACUACAUAUUAAAUCAUACAAAUAAUAAUUAAUAUUUAAAGCUUCUUCCUACAAAUAGUUUUACUUUCAUAUUUAUUUCACUAGAAUGUAAACAAUGCAUUAUCUGCAGGAAAGACUAAAAAGGAAAAGGUAGGCAAUUUUUCUGUUUUCUCAUAAUCCUAAAUUGAACUUUAUCACAACAAUUUAAGGUCGAAAUUGUAAAUAUUUCCGCAUGUAACAUAGUAGUCUUGUUUACAUUGGGAACAAUAAGCAAAAUUUUACCCUAUUUGCUUACCAUUAAUAUGAUUUCAGGGUUUAAUUAAAACAAAUAUUUGUAUGAACAUUUACUUCGUUCAUUUUGCUCAAUAGUUUGAUAGAAAUUAUUUACGUAUCUAUGUAUAUAUUCAUCAGAUCAUUUAUACCAAAGCAAUUUGGCAGAUUAUUUUAAGAGAGACAUAGAACAUUUAGUUAGCAACUCAAAAUUACCCACUUAGCUAUCUUAUUGUGUAAUUUAAGCUGAAACUCCAUGUGUUAAGUACUGAGCAAUCAUUCCACACCAUGUCUAUGUUAGACACAGAGUUAACAUUAAUAUUCUAAGCAAAUAUGUGAUACAAAAUGUGCCUUUCAAAUAAUUUAUAAAUACUGAAGAAUUCCAUACAACUAGCAUUACUGAAACAUUUGUUCGUUUUAUGUAAUUGCCCAGCAAAUAUAUUUUUUUGUAAGUUUAUAAAAUAAAUAAAUACCUAACUCACAAUGUUCCACUAUGAAAUAGUGGGUUAUAAUAAUAAAUAUGUAAUGAAAUACUCGCUGAUUGAUAUAUUACCUGUUAUGUAUAAGUAUAUCAUUGCUUAUAAUCAUAGUGAAUGAAAGUGUUAUAAUUCCACAACUAUUUAUUAUAUUAAUAUUGUAAUGUGUACAUAAUAAACAUAUGCUAAGUA